AAAUACUGUAGGAAAAGUACAGUUAUAGACACGCCCGAGGGAACUGCCGUAUCGCUACAGAGGCCAAUAACCCCAGGAAAGGCACGAACCAAUCAGCAGCUAAUGUAGGCGGGGCGACACUAACUGUGCAGAGUGUGAUUGGUCCGCAUGGCUCCCGCCCAUGUUUCUAGGCAACCCGGAAUUAAGUACGUAACUAUAGAGUAUGACGCGAACCUAGGGCUCGUCCUUGGCCGGAAGUAGGUGGGGCGCGCAGAGCUCUGUUUAUCGCUGGUUUUGGCGGACGUGACGUCUUGGCGGAGGGUCUCGGUGCGGAAGUGUUUUUGAGUGCCAGGGGCGUCCUGAGACGUAGAACAAAGUGUCCUCCAGACCAGAGUCUGCGGCUCCCAUUUCAGUUGCCGCCGUCACAUUUUCUGUCCUUGGAGAAGUUGUCGGCUCAGAGAUGAGUUGGGCUAAUGCCGCCGGUCAUGUCCCAUCAAGUUCUCGGGAGUUUAUGAUGAAACCUGAACAGAGAGCUGGGCCGACUCAUUGAUAUUCCCAUCGACUGAAGGACUUUGUGCUGUACACUCUGCUGCCCUCUAUAUACACAAAUAUUUUACUUCAAGAAACUUUGAGAUGAAACUUCUAGAGAAUUCACAUUUUGAAGCUGUGAACUCCCAGCUGUGUGUGGAAACAGGAGAUGCUCACAUUAUAGGCCGGAUAGAGAGUUACUCGUGCAAGAUGGCGGGGGACGAUAAGCACAUGUUUAAGCAGUUCUGCCAGGAGGGGCAGCCGCAUGUUCUUGAAGCUCUUUCACCCCCCCAGACUGGGAUCAGCCCCAGCAGACUAGGGAAGAGUCAGGGUGCUGAUGAGGAGGGGCCCCUGAGUGACAAGUGCAGCAGGAAAACCUUAUUCUACCUCAUUGCCACUCUCAACGAAUCCUUCAGACCAGACUAUGACUUCAGUGCUGCGCGGGCACACGAGUUCAGCCGGGAACCCAGCCUCAAUUGGGUGGUGAAUGCUGUGAAUAGCAGCCUUGUGUCUGCAUUGGGGGACGACUUUACCUCUCUGAGGCCCAAUCUGUGGGAUGCGGUGGAUGAAGAGAUUAAUUUGUCAGAAUGUGACAUCUACAGUUACAAUCCAGACCUUGAUUGUGACCCUUUUGGGGAGGACGGGAAUUUAUGGUCCUUUAAUUAUUUCUUCUACAACAAGAAACUGAAGAGAAUAGUGUUUUUUUCGUGCCGUUCCAUCAGGCCACAGCUCAUGUGCAUCUGACCAUGAUGGAGGCUCCAAUGCUCUACGUGACUCCAGUGCUGUCGGCUUCUCUUUGCUUCCGGGGGCUUCUUCUCCGUGUCUCGCUCUGGUUUCCCACCCUCUGUAUUUGGACCAUUACACAGGAUUUUCACUUUUUUAUCGAGGCGGAACUCGGCCUUUUUUAAGCUUUUGGGUUAUUUUCUCACAGUUUUUCUGUCUGGGAAUUCCCUGCUGUGUCCCAUCCUGUUCCGUUUCUCAGGAGUUCUGACCCAUCCCACCCAGCAUUUAGGACACUUAGUUCAUGGUUUUGGGCUUUAUCGCAUUACUUACCUAUGACCCUUGAUACAGCCCCCCUCCCAUUGUUUUGCAGGGUACCCCAGAAAUUCCUGCAGCAAUUCUGCCCUUGAGUAUAUAGUUGAGCUGCCAUUGGGGUGUAUAAUGAGCAGAUUGUGUAUGUGUGAGUGUGUGUCAGGGCAGGUAUGUACCCCCUGUACCCUAUCUAUAUCCGACUGUAGCCCAUCAGAGCUCAUACACCCAACAUAAUGGUAAAGUUUGGUUCUGUCCUGAGCCGCUUUGUAUAUCUGGUAUUGGCUGUGCACUGAUGUAUUAUUUCAUUUCUGUUUUUGUAUAUAUUGGGGGUUUUGGGGUCCCUUCUUAACCUGUUUGCUUUGAGCAGCUUCUCUACAAAGGGCCUAUCCCCGCAGUGUAAGUCACAAGACCAUUAUUUAACCCGUAACGGGAGGGGAAAUCACUUAACACCAAAGAGAGGGUCGAGAUUUAGCAGCCCUGCUUGCUUGUCUGGGCAAAGAGCCAUUUUGCAUGGAGUAAGUCUAUUGAAGCAUUUCAUCUUUUUUCUCUUGGGAGGAACAACGCAUGGAGCCAUCACAAAGGAUUUGUUCCUUCUCUCCUCUCUCUGGGAGUUACAAAGGGAGCUGUAUGGGGCAGAGAUCAAGGGAAAACCAACAUAUUCUGUGGCUCUUCAGUCACACAGAAACUCAACCAAAGGGAUCUCUAGAGACCCCACCAAAACCAACACAGAAUUGAACAUUUGUUACUUUCCCUGCCAAUCUAUGGCACCCACAAGAAAGGAGAAAGAGUUGCCCAUUUGUACCAUCACCACGGCAGCAAUUUAGUUCUACUACAAGUUUUGUCCAGCUGUUGGUCUUCCAGUGAUGCUUUUGGUAAAAAGUCCUACUCCAUAUUCACAUGAGGGAACCCUUUUAUUUCUCUUUGUCUCGUCCGUGGCUGCAUCCACUGGUCCGUUCCUGAUGGAAACCUGACCUGGUGCUGCUCUUGCCCUUUCCUUAUGUAAAGGAAGUUCAACUAGGAAAGGGACUGAUGCGGUGACUAGUCGGUCAGGGAUAAUGUUUGGGUGAAGACCCUAAGCCUUGUCAUGGUGAGCACAUUAUGUGAGAUCUGCAUGGGAAGCUCUUCUAGUGCUCUAUGAGCUACAGACCAUGGAAUGUGAAGGGCAUGGACUGGGUCCUCCUUCCUAACUUGCCUACAACAGGGAUUGUCUCCAAUGUGUCAGGACUGUGUCCUCCUCCUCCUAACUGGCUUACAACAGGGACUGUCUACUAGAAAAGGGACACUCUCCUCUUGCUUGGGACUGCUCUGUUGAUAUGGGGGGGGGUUAACCCAACAUGGACUCUGCUACUUGUGACUGCUCUGUUGGCUGACUUGUGAUGUUUUUAUCUCUUUUAUUUGAAGAUGUUCUGUUGUUCAUUAUAUUAAAGUUUUCUUUUCAAAA
Messenger RNA from Xenopus laevis (African clawed frog), 2980 nucleotides. RefSeq names its product MAF1 homolog, negative regulator of RNA polymerase III L homeolog (gene maf1.L). Gene Ontology annotation, molecular function: RNA polymerase III core binding. Gene Ontology annotation, cellular component: nucleus; cytoplasm. Bases 613 to 1251 code for a protein of 212 amino acids. The record is from RefSeq and is a predicted model, not a curated record. NCBI's taxonomy places the organism in Eukaryota, Metazoa, Chordata, Amphibia, Anura, Pipidae. Gene Ontology annotation, biological process: negative regulation of transcription by RNA polymerase III. The transcript has 8 exons.